AUGGCAGAAAAUAAUGAAUCGACAGAACCGCUCCUGGACGAUAAUGGCUUAGAAGAGAAGUCAUCUAGUCAUCGACAUGCUUUGAGCUUCCAUGUCGAUUUUGCCAGGUUAAUUGGGCUUUGCGUAGCAUUAUUUAUCGCUGGUUGCUAUGUGGGAUGGGAAGCUGCAAAAUUGCGAAAUACUCCUGAUGCGUUCAAAGAAGCGGUUCCUCGAGUACACAUACCAAACAUCAUGAAGACAUUCCAACAAGAAGAACGCUUCAUGAAACCUCCUCCUUUUGAUGGUGUAGCUGAGCCAGUAUGGGACUCUCUUCUCCCACUCGGCCUAGGAUACGUACGAAACCCAGAUAUCCCAGCCACAGAGAACAUCUCCACAAUAUCAGCAAUGCAUCAAUUACAUUGUCUCUAUACUCUGCGACGAACAAUGUAUUCUACGGGACUUAAUGACUCAAAGCUUGAGUCGUUCGACAAUGGUAUCGACCGGUAUGCGCAUAUCGGGCAUUGCUUCGAGUAUCUGCGGAAUGCAAUCAUGUGUAGCGCGGACUCAAGUCUCGAGCCUUUCGAGGUGCCAGAUAAUGGGUUUCCGGGAAUGGGAUUCCCGAGACAGUGUAGAGAUUACGAGAAAUUGAAGGAGUGGGCUGAGAAGUGGAGGGUACUUGAAGACAAGAGUUUUAUUCUUGUGGAUGUAGAGGAGCAAAUCCCACAAUCUACGUCUGGAGGCGACUGA
Molecule: messenger RNA, 726 nt
Organism: Glarea lozoyensis ATCC 20868
Lineage: Eukaryota; Fungi; Ascomycota; Leotiomycetes; Helotiales; Helotiaceae
Exons: 2
Coding region: 1-726 (241 amino acids)
Biological process (GO): mycotoxin biosynthetic process
Source: RefSeq, a predicted model, not a curated record